AUGAAUUCAUUCCAUAAUGAAAAUCUUAUUUCUGCCUGCUAAAAUGGCAGUGUAGAUGAAGCUAAAAAGUCAAUCUCUAAUGGUGCAAGUGUAGAUUAUUAAGAUUAAGAUGGAAAUAAUGGGUUACAUUAUGGAGCUAUGAAUGGAAAAGUUGAGGUUUUAAGAUUUUUAGUAAGUAAUUCUAUUCCUUUGGAUGUCUUAAAUAACGAUGGAAAAACUGCUCUCCACUUAGCAUGUGAGAAGGGGGAUAAAGAAUGCAUAUUUUUUUUAGUUACAAAUGGAGCUUCAGUAGAAAUUAAAAAUAAAUCUGGACAAAAGCCUGGUGAAGGAAACAUGGAAGCUAAGAUGCUCUUGAAUAAUAUAGUAUGCGAGGAAAAGGCAUUUAAUAUUUUACCUCCAGCAUAAAAAGCUAAAAUUUUGGAAAUAUUUUAUGACGUUGAUUCUGAUGGAUAGAAGUAAAUAGAUUUAAGCAAGUCCAAAAGGUUUAAUAAAUAUAUUGAUGAGUAAAUUAAUGAUGGUGGAAUUGAAAAAGAUGCCAAAGACUUUAUAAAAGCAUGUGCAGUUUGCAAUAAAGAAACAGUUAAUAUAGAUGAAUGGAUCUUUGCUUUUUCUAAGUUAUAUGCAGUCGAUUAAGCAGCAUUUGAUAAGUUUGUAGAUGACUACGAUAAAGCUGUAGAAAAGAAAGGAAAGCUUAAAAAUUUAGAAUUUGAAUAAUGA
This is a messenger RNA of Tetrahymena thermophila SB210, 717 nucleotides long. RefSeq names its product ankyrin repeat protein. Gene Ontology annotation, molecular function: protein binding. The transcript has 4 exons. Lineage: Eukaryota; Ciliophora; Oligohymenophorea; Hymenostomatida; Tetrahymenidae. The record is from RefSeq and is a predicted model, not a curated record.